AAUGAAAGGAGGGGAUGCCAGACUCCAGCCAAUCACGUGCCCGCGAGGCGAGAGCCGAGCCAAUAGCGGCGCCGGGGGGGCGGGCCUUGCCGCUGGCUGAUUGAUCCCAGCUCUGGCGUUGUUCAGUCAGCGCGAGAACAUUCUAGAGGUUCCCCGGCACCGCUGUCCCUGCUGACACCGUCCGACCCAGGACGCCGGGACCCGGAGGCUGCGGCGUCCCCCGCCUCCUCCGCCCGGAUACCCGCGCCCCCACGGCCCUGUUCUCCUCGCACACUCGGCUUCGUCGCAGCCCGGGGCGAGCAGCGUUGGGUUUAUGUCUUUAUUGGACGAAAACGGCUUUCUUCAGUGAAGCAACUUGUGUCAGACUUUUAUCAGGCUUAUUGUUAAGUCAGAACUCAACAGAAGCUGCUAUGAGAAUCCAUAAGUGAGAGGGGGAAUUACCUAAUUUUCAACUCUUUUCCACUCCGGUCCAAAAAAACUGAGCUGUUGCGCAGCCAGUGGUACCUAUAUUGGGGAAACAUAGCAUACAAGCAAGAACCUUACAGCCUCAGUGGCGAAAAUUUUUUCAUGUCAGAGACCGAGAACUCUUGCAGUCGUUUAUGUCAUCCCGUCUUCUCCAGACAGAAGAUACCAAAAAACUGCAAUCAAAGAUCUCUUCAUCUUAUUGAUAAAGCUACUAAUAAGGCAAAAUGUCUGUCAACGUCAACCGCAGUGUUUCAGAUCAGUUCUAUCGCUACAAAAUGCCCCGUCUGAUUGCCAAGGUGGAGGGCAAAGGAAAUGGAAUAAAGACGGUUAUAGUCAACAUGGUUGACGUUGCAAAGGCGCUUAAUCGGCCUCCAACGUAUCCUACCAAAUUUUUUGGUUGUGAGCUGGGAGCACAGACCCAGUUUGAUGUUAAGAAUGACCGUUACAUUGUCAAUGGAUCUCAUGAGGCGAAUAAGCUGCAAGACAUGUUGGAUGGAUUCAUUAAAAAAUUUGUUCUCUGUCCUGAGUGUGAGAAUCCUGAAACUGAUCUGCAUGUCAAUCCUAAGAAACAAACUAUAGGUAAUUCUUGCAAAGCCUGUGGCUAUCGAGGCAUGCUUGACACAAACCAUAAACUUUGCACGUUCAUUCUCAAAAACCCACCUGAAAGUGGUGAAGCUGGUACAGGAAAGAAAGAAAAGGAGAAGAAGAACAGAAAAGGCAAGGACAAAGAGAAUGGUUCUGUGUCCAGCAAUGAGACACUUCCACCCCCACCUCCAGAGGAGAUGACCCCUCCACAGGUUGUGGAGGAGGAGGAUGAUGAUGACUGGGGUGAAGACACAACAGAAGAAGCCCAGAGGCGUAGAAUGGAUGAAAUCAGUGACCACGCAAAGAACCUCACACUUAGUGAAGACCUGGAAAGAACUGUGGAGGAGAGAGUCAACUUACUAUUUGAUUUUGUGAAGAAAAAGAAGGAAGAAGGUGUCAUUGAUACUUCUGACAAAGACAUUGUAGCAGAAGCAGAGAGACUGGAUGUAAAGGCUAUGGGCCCUCUAGUUCUCACUGAAGUCCUUUUCAACGAGAAGAUUCGUGAACAGAUAAGGAAAUACAGACGUCACUUCCUUCGUUUCUGCCACAACAACAAGAAAGCCCAGAGGUACCUUCUCCAUGGCUUUGAGUGUGUGGUGGCCAUGCAUCAGUCUCAGCUUAUUUCUAAAAUACCACAUAUUUUGAAGGAAAUGUAUGACGCAGAUCUUCUGGAAGAAGAAGUCAUCCUUGGCUGGGCAGAAAAGGCCUCAAAGAAAUAUGUUUCAAAGGAGCUUGCCAAAGAAAUUCGUGUCAAAGCAGAACCAUUUAUUAAAUGGCUAAAGGAAGCUGAAGAAGAAUCUUCCGGUAAUGAAGAAGACGAUGAAGAUGAAAAUAUAGAGGUGGUGUACUCUACAACUGCCAGUGUACCUAAAGUUGAAACUGUGAAGCCUGCAAACAAUAAAGAUGAUGAUAUUGAUAUUGAUGCCAUUUAAAGUGAUGCAACGUCGCUUCCAGCAUAAUAAUGCAAACUUCUCUGCGUUUGCUGCCAGAAGUGUGACUUGUAUGUGCACAAGCUGAAAUGGCUUAACAUCCUGCUACUCUUUGUACUCUGAAAUGUAUCUUUUUACUGUGACUGGUCUUGUGUAACUAAGCCUAAUACCAAGGAGUCAGCACUUUGGUGAACUGAUCUAGUUUGCAACUGGCAUGUUCUAGUUUGUUUUUCUAACUUGUGUUGGACACCUGCUCGGAGCACAUCUAUACAGUUGUGGAAAUAAAGGAUUUGGUUUUGGUCA
Cuculus canorus (common cuckoo) is the source of this 2282-nucleotide messenger RNA. It is a transcript of the gene EIF5, whose product is annotated as eukaryotic translation initiation factor 5. The record is from RefSeq and is a predicted model, not a curated record. Gene Ontology annotation, biological process: translational initiation; formation of cytoplasmic translation initiation complex; formation of translation preinitiation complex. Bases 690 to 1982 code for a protein of 430 amino acids. Gene Ontology annotation, cellular component: cytosol. The transcript is spliced from 13 exons. Lineage: Eukaryota; Metazoa; Chordata; Aves; Cuculiformes; Cuculidae. Gene Ontology annotation, molecular function: translation initiation factor activity; eukaryotic initiation factor eIF2 binding; GDP-dissociation inhibitor activity.